Molecule: messenger RNA, 3313 nt
Organism: Salarias fasciatus (jewelled blenny)
Lineage: Eukaryota; Metazoa; Chordata; Actinopteri; Blenniiformes; Blenniidae
Product: RILP-like protein 1
Exons: 9
Coding region: 1111-2529 (472 amino acids)
Biological process (GO): cilium assembly
Cellular component (GO): cytoplasm; ciliary basal body
Molecular function (GO): protein dimerization activity; small GTPase binding; dynein light intermediate chain binding
Source: RefSeq, a predicted model, not a curated record
UAUGUAUUAUUUCACUUUAUCUGAUAUUAUUGGUUCACUGAGUAUAACAGUAUAUAUGAUUAUUUGGAACUUCUGCAAUUAUCAGUACAUUCGUUAUAGUUUGUUUUAUUUUGAUACGUCUCAGGAAAUCCGUGUCACGUGAUCGCCCGGUCCACGCCAAGCUCGGGGUGUGGUCUUAUGUAGGGUAGGUCCACAGCCGGUUCAUGGUGAGCUGGCGUGUGGUGCAGUAAUCAGGCUGUGGCCUGCAGAAAUGUGAUUGUGGCUAAGACGUGGGACUUUUUCCUUGUCAACACUUGUACAAAAAAAAAACCUUUAAAACUGAGCUCAAAAUAAAAGCUUCAAGGGACUACGGACUUGGUGUUGAUUUCGAAGGGGCAACACUAACCAAUGUAAUCCUUUAAAACUUUGUAAAGAGUUUCGAUAUUAUAACUAUUAAAGUACACUUAGUGGAUAAAAAAGUUAUCUAUUCGAGUCUGGCAAAAUUGGGAGUGAUUUUACUUCAUCUAUGUGCCCAGCUGUUUGGGUCUCUUUUUUGUUCCGUCAGAAAAUAUUGUCCCCUGGAAACAACCUGUCCUUCCUUCCGCUGUUCACUUUGCAUUUUAUCUGUUUCUUUUGCCUCGUUGGAUUGGAGUUUUUGGCGUUGUGUUGUGGUUUUUGCGGUUUUGUUGUGGUUUUUGCUGUUGCGUUGAGGUUUUUGGCGUUAUGUUGUGGUUUUUGCAGUUUUGUUGUGGUUUUUGCUGUUGCAUUAUGGAUUUUGCGUUUCGGAGUUGAUCCCUAUGGGCCACCGUACAGAUGCUCGAUCCUAAAGAAAUCAACACAUCUGUACAAAAUGUGGCAAAAUUUACACGUUCCAUUUCUAUUCCAGAAAAUAAACAAAUAUCUCCACUAAACGAGCCGAACACAGGAGUUUACUAAACAUUAUUCAUGAUAAUGCAGAAAGGAAACAGUCGAAGCUGAUAUUGACGAGGAUUUUUGUGGGGACCCUGAACGCAGCUUCGAAGGUAAAAGUUUUGACUGUCAACAGGAGCGGCGCUCCGCCCCGCCGCUCCGCUCAGCGCCGCCCGGACUCGAGUCUCCUCGGGGCUGAAGCGGGGGGGAAAGGUGCGCUGAAUGUCGGAGAUGAGCAUAAAACAGAGGGCAGACAUGGAAACCAGCGCCGUGUCGGUGCUGGACAGACCCGCCGCGGAGCUCACGGUCAUGGACGUGUACGACAUCGCGGCGGCGCUCGGCCAGGAGUUCGAGCGGGUCAUCGACAGGUUUGGCUGCGAGGUUCUGGUCGGAGUGGUGCCCCGGGUGGUGCGGGUCCUGGAGCUCCUGGAGGCCCUGGUGAGCCGCGGGGCCGCGGGGAAGGAGGCCGAGGAGCUGCGGGGGGAGCUGGAAAGGUUGAGGCAGGAGAGGAGCGACAGAUACGAGCAGGAGAGGAAACACCAGAAGGAAUUGGAGCUGGUGGAGGAUGUGUGGAAAGGAGAAGUCCAGGACCUGCUGUCUCAGAUCACUCAGCUUCAGGCAGAGAACAAGAGGCUGCUGCUGAGUCUCUCUUUUAAAGAGUCGCCCGUCAUGGAGGAAGACCUGCAGAAACACGACGGAAUGUCGGAGAAAGAACGACAAAUGAUGAAGAAACUGAAAGACUUGGUGGACAAACAGAGAGAUGAAAUCCGAGCAAAAGACCACGAGCUCACUCUCAGAAACGAGGAUGUUGACGCGCUCCAGAUGCAGCAGCAUCGGCUCAUGAGGAUCAACCAGGACCUUCUCCACAGGACGGGCAUAAUGGAGGCUCAGGGCAAGACGCUGUACCAGCAGAGGGCGGAGCUGGAGGCUGCGGCACAGGCGCGGCAGCAGGAGAUCGGCGCUCUGCAGAUGGAGGUCACCCGGCUGAGAAAAGAGCUCCGGGAGUACGAACUGGAGAGAGAAGUCACUGAGAUCACCAAGUUUCCACUGUCAGGGUCUGGGAUCUUCUCACCUACACCUACAAUGAUCACAUUCACAGCAGAAGAAGCAACCUCGAACUCUUCCAAGCCAAAGUCAGUGUGGGCAGAGUGCGGAGGGGACACCGACUUCUUGGCAAAUUGCUUUCAAAGGGACGCGAGUGUUUCCCCUCUUCCAACCUCCAAAAACCUGGAGAGUAUCAAGGACGGAGAAGACAACGAGGAGGACAUGUCUGCAGUGUUUCUGACGAGAUCAAGUGAUGGAGAAUCGGAGGGGGAGACGGACGGCUCGGAGCAGGAGUCAGACAAACCUCGCUUCACCCUGCAGGAGCUGCGGGACGUCCUGCAGGAGAGAAACGAGCUCAAAGCUCAGGUGUUCAUGCUCCAGGAGGAGAUUGCUUAUUACAGAAGCGAGGACUUUGAGGAGAGCAUGUGCUCCAUUGUUCGGACUCCAUCACCUCCACUCUGCUCAGCCUCCGCUGAUCAGCCUGAAUCAGGAAUUAGACGAUUGAUCUUCACUGCCAUCAUGCCAAUGGUAGCAGCUGGUUUAAUCGUCGAUGAUCCAACGCUGCUGCCAAUACGACGACUGGUUUCCUUAGUGUGACCUCGACUUUCUCAAAGUUCUUCUUACUUGAAUGCUUUAUUUUUUUACUGCACAAUUUAAAUAUAUUUAUUGGAAAGGGCUCAGUUGCUUUUAAACUAAACAUGUCUUGCAUUUUGGUUGGAGCUUUAAUUAUAUGUUUUUGGUUUAUUUUUGCUUAUUUGCUAUGAGCUUUAAUCAUCUUAAUAUUUAAAACUCAUAACAAUGAGUCAGCCCUCAUCUCAUUGCUGAUUCAUGAGCCAUCACAGUUUUAUACCAAAUUCAGUCACCACCUGUAAGCGUCUUAUUUUAGAGAUAAUAAUGAAAACGUUUGUUCGUGAUGAUAUAAAGUGUCGGAAGUGUUUUCAGCUGGAACAAUACCCAUUAACUGGAUAGCUUGUAAUUGUGGCUUUUCAAUCUUUGUGGACUAAUCUGAUGGGAAAUCACUGGUAUGGAGCUUGAGUCUGAUUUCAGAGCAAUCAGUGUGUCAGCUGAUCAUGUGGCUCUGUUUUCCAUACAUUCAGAGGAUUUCAAAGUGUGAGGUGGGCCUCGGCAGGGGUCUCCAAACACUUUCACCAAGUUAUCAGCCGUCGAAGAGGAUCGUCCCAUGUGCAUGACAUUCGAUUAAACCAAAGUUCAUGCAUACGUCAGUUGUGAAUAACCUUUCUGUAUGCUACCAGAGUCACAAGCAAUUAUUUUAUAUCUACCUGCUCGGUUUAGUUCUUAUUUUGGGAAGAAAAAAAAAAUCUACAUUAGCUACAUUAGGAGACAAUUUGAAUUAUCCUGUAAAUUGCUGGGAAAAACAGAG